CGAACAUUCAGUUUACGUACGUACGUGUACAGUGCUGUGUGAGUGUGUUGGUGUUCCAUGUACUUUGCUUGUUCUGUAUCGGUACGCUUAUUUCGUGUAGCGAAGGUCCUAAUUUCUUCAAGGAAGUACUCGAGGCUGUAGCUGCAAGGAGAGACGCCUGUGCAGCCGCCGCUGGAAGAGUUCAUCUGCCGCCUGGAGAACGUGACUUCCCGGCUAGAGAGGUCAGUCCGGGCCGUCGAGACCGCCGUACUGUUCCCGCAGCAGGAGCAGCAGGAUCAACAAGCAGCCCUUGCUCCAGCCAAGGCCCCAGCCAAGGCCCCAGCCAAGGCCCCAGCCAAGGCUCCAGCACCCGCGGGCGCCGCGUCAAGGACCGUCAGUUUCGAUUUGCAGCCAGGCAACACCAUGAGCCUGCAGGUCUUCUCUGAUAUUGUGGCGGGUCCCCUCGCCCAGUACCUGGCUCUCUCCUCCAAGAUUGGAGGGGAUGUCGCUGAGCAGGCUGGCUUUGUCAAGAACGCGUUUGAUGUCCAGCGCCAGUUUCUGGAGCUGGCGGGCAGCCGAUCCAAACCAGCCAGUCAGAAUGAAAUGAUACCCCUGCUCCAGCCUACUUCCACCCUGAUUAUCUCCAUUCAGGAGCACAGGGAGAAGAAACGAGCUUCACCUCAGUUCAAUCAUCUUAGCACCAUCAGUGAAAGUAUUCCUGCUCUUGGUUGGGUGGCAGUGAGUCCUGCUCCAUCUCCAUUCGUCAAAGAGAUGAAGGAUGCUGGCUUGUUCUAUGGGAACCGUGUCAUCAAGGACUUCAAAGACAGGGACCGUACGCACGUUGACUGGGUCAACUCUUGGAUCCAAACACUUGUUGAACUCCAGGACUUUGUCAAGAAGCACCACACUACCGGGUUGGAAUGGCAACCCAUGAGAGCAGGUGGUGCCCCUCCCCCUCCCCCCGCAGCAAUGCCUCCACCACCCCCAGUGCUCCCUGAGGGUGAUCUCUCAAGCCUCGCUCUAGACCCCUCUAAGGACCGGUCAGCCCUAUUUGCCGAAAUUAAUCAGGGAGAAAAUAUCACCCGCAGCUUGAAGAAAGUUACUUCUAACAUGCAGACACACAAAAAUCCAUCCCUUCGAACUGGUCCAGCUCCAUUUACGACUGGAGUCUCCAAUUCCAGCAGUGUAAGCCCUGCUGCCCAAGCUGUUGACAAGCCUCCAAAGUUCACCAGGGAUGGCAAGAAGUGGCUCGUUGAGUACCAGAAAGGAAAUAAAAAUCUUGUUGUGGAAGGUGCUGAAAUGAACAAUGUGGUUUACAUGUUUAAGUGUGUUGAUUCCACACUUAUUGUUAAAGGAAAAAUUAAUUCUAUUGUGAUGGAUUCCUGCAAAAAAUCUGCUGUUGUCUUUGACUCACUUGUCUCGUCUGUUGAGUUUGUGAAUUGUCAAUCAGUUCAAAUGCAGGUGAAUGGAAUCGUACCCACUAUUACCAUUGAUAAAACAGAUGGAUGCCAGAUGUAUCUGAAUGAUCAAUCAUUGAAUGUUGAAAUUGUCAGUUCUAAAUCAUCUGAGAUGAAUGUUCUAAUUCCCUCUGCCUCUGGAGAUUAUGUUGAACAUGCUAUCCCCGAGCAGUACAAGACUAAGGUUAGCAAGAGUGGACUGACAACUACUGUGGUUGAGAGUCUGGGUUAAACUCUCAUCAAAGGCAUCAACCUCCUGCUCAUUUUGUGGUGCACAUGACUCUCUGAAGAUAUAAACUGUCUACGCAUUCAGGAGAUAUUGUGUCUUAUUUAUUAAUUUUUUAAGCGGGCUAGGUGUAAGUUCUACAAAGACAUUUCAGUUGCUUUAAGUAGCAGGAAUAUUUUCUAUCUAUCUUUUGCUGGUGUCUCUUGUUAACAAUAUAGUUUGGAAAAAGAAAUUAUUUUGAGAUUCCUAUUCAUACUCUAGUAUGUAAUAUAACAGAAUGUAAUUAAAUGAACAAUUGAAGUCAUCAAAUUGCAUAUAUUCAAGAUCAACAGUGUAUUCAUAUCAUGUAUUAAGGAGUUGAAGUCAACUUUUCAAUCAGCUGUCAGAACAUAGAAGAUUGUGAGCUAUUGUUGCAAUAAGGUUUUGUAUGUGUGUUUUUAUUUUAAAAACAUGUGUAUGUUAAAUCGGAAGUCAUGUGUUUUGAUUGUAAUUUUAGACUAAUGCUCAUUAAAAGCUCAGAAGUGUACUGUACCUCCUAUUGAUUACAUCUAUUGAUUGCUAUUUUCUGUGCUUGUAACAAAAUCAAGACUUCUUUUUCCACUUUCUCAGUAUUAUUUAUUGAGAUGGUCUCAACAGGAGCUGUGAUAAAGUCUCCCUGUGUUGAUGGUAUUAUAACAGCCAUGUUUUUUGUAAAAAACAAACAAACUAAUUUUUAACUGUUGUAUUACAUGUAUUUCAAGAUAUAAGGAUAAGCUCAAUGCAAACACUGUGUGCUCCUCUGGUGUCAAAGCAUUUUCCUCAAUAAUACCUAUGUGUAUUCAAUACAAAAAUAUGAUAGUCUUCUAGAUGAACUAUUAAUUCAAUCCAAUCAAAAGUGUUAUUACACUAUCUUCCUUGUAGCACACAGGCUUGCUCUUAACCUUGACCAAAUCUUUACCCUUGAAAUUGCUGGCUGUAUCAAUAAGUAUCUUCUUUUUAAAGUACUGUAUGUUUGGCAUUUUUUAUUUCAGCAUUUAAAAAUAAUUUGAAAUCUCUAUUUCUAAGUGGAUGUUUUUAAAAUGAUCGGUUUAGACAGCUUUUCUGUUUUCUACAUGCCAGCUGUAUUUAUAAAAAUAAAAAUAUUAUGAUUUUAA
Messenger RNA from Frankliniella occidentalis (western flower thrips), 2795 nucleotides. It is a transcript of the gene capt, whose product is annotated as adenylyl cyclase-associated protein 1. The transcript has 10 exons. Gene Ontology annotation, biological process: regulation of adenylate cyclase activity; cytoskeleton organization; cell morphogenesis. Gene Ontology annotation, molecular function: actin binding; adenylate cyclase binding. The coding region runs from base 403 to 1668 and encodes 421 amino acids. Gene Ontology annotation, cellular component: cytoplasm. The record is from RefSeq and is a predicted model, not a curated record. Lineage: Eukaryota; Metazoa; Arthropoda; Insecta; Thysanoptera; Thripidae.